AUGUCCGCCGCCACACCCACCACCCAAUUGAAGCCCGCCGCCACCUCCCAGAUCUCCGCCUUCCCCGCCACCCUCUCGUACCCGCCGUCCGCCUCACCCAGGAAGCCGAUCUCCGUCUCAUGCUCCUCUACCGCGCUCCAGACCCCGCCGUCCUCCGCCGCCUCCUCAUCCACGGAUCGCGUCUUCAACUUCGCCGCCGGACCCGCCACCCUCCCGGAGAACGUCCUCCUCCACGCCCAGUCCGAGCUCUACAACUGGCGCGGCUCCGGCAUGUCCGUCAUGGAGAUGAGCCACCGCGGCAAGGAGUUCCUCUCCAUCAUCCAGAAGGCCGAAUCGGACCUCCGCGCCCUCCUCUCUGUCCCGCCAGAAUACUCCGUUCUCUUCCUCCAGGGCGGCGCCACCACCCAGUUCGCCGCCAUCCCGCUCAACCUCUGCAAGCCGGACGACGUCGUCGACUACGUCGUCACCGGAUCCUGGAGCGACAAGGCCUUCAAGGAGGCCUCCAAGUACUGCAACCCUAGAUCCAUUUGGACUGGCAAAUCCGACAAGUACACCAAGAUCCCGAGCUUCGACGCACUCGACCAGACUCCCGGCGCCCGCUAUCUCCACAUCUGCGCCAACGAGACCAUCCACGGCGUCGAAUUCAAGGAUUACCCUAACCCGGCGAGCGAUAACGAGGUCCUUGUGGCCGACAUGUCCUCCAAUUUCUGCUCCAAACCCGUCGACGUCACCAAAUUCGGCCUGAUCUAUGCCGGCGCCCAGAAAAACGUCGGUCCGUCUGGCGUCACCAUCGUGAUCGUCCGAUCAGAUCUCAUUGGGAAUUCCCAGCCGAUAACUCCUGUGAUGCUCGACUACAAGAUCCACGCGGACAACAACUCCCUUUACAACACGCCCCCCUGCUAUGGCAUCUACAUGUGUGGGCUCGUUUUUGAAGACCUCGUGGCGCAGGGUGGGCUGGCCGAGGUUGAGAGGAAGAACAUGAAGAAGGCAGGCAUCCUGUACGAUGCCAUUGAUGGAAGCAAGGGGUUCUACAGGUGCCCUGUGGAGAAGGGGGUGAGGUCGUUGAUGAACGUGCCAUUUACACUAGCGAAGCCUGAGCUGGAGGCCGAGUUUGUGAAGGAGGCGGCCAAGGAGAAAAUGGUGCAGCUCAAGGGGCACAGGUCGGUUGGGGGCAUGAGGGCGUCGAUCUACAAUGCUAUGCCGCUGGCUGGGGUGGAGAAGUUGGUGGCCUUCAUGAAGGAUUUUCAGGCCAGGCACGAUGGUUGA
Molecule: messenger RNA, 1266 nt
Organism: Striga hermonthica
Lineage: Eukaryota; Viridiplantae; Streptophyta; Magnoliopsida; Lamiales; Orobanchaceae
Source: the annotation of a GenBank genome assembly